Hemicordylus capensis (graceful crag lizard) is the source of this 689-nucleotide messenger RNA. RefSeq names its product mitochondrial ribosomal protein S21 (gene MRPS21). Lineage: Eukaryota; Metazoa; Chordata; Lepidosauria; Squamata; Cordylidae. The record is from RefSeq and is a predicted model, not a curated record. Gene Ontology annotation, biological process: translation. The transcript has 3 exons. Gene Ontology annotation, molecular function: structural constituent of ribosome. Bases 229 to 492 code for a protein of 87 amino acids. Gene Ontology annotation, cellular component: ribosome.
AGGCCCCAGCCUCCCCGUUGCCGUGGUUACCAAGAUUAGGCCGCAAGCCGGAGAAGGAAGAACGAACGAAAAGCGGGAGGCGGUGGGACAUCGAUUUCCGUUUCCGGUUGCCCUUCCGUCCCGCUUCCGGUAUUCUCAGCGAAGAAGACCCGGUGGAUAUCCAGUUCUGUAUGGAUCAGAAGCUGCCGACCUCUAACUCCUGGAUGUAGAAAACGGUUGUGCCUAAAGAUGGCCAAUCACCUGAAAUUUGUUGCCCGCACAGUGAUGGUUGCCAAUGGAAACGUGGAGGCUGCUUAUCGAGUGCUCAACAGGGUCCUGACGAUGGAUGGGAUUGUCGAAGAGGUCAAACGACGCCGGUAUUACGAGAAGCCCUGCCGCAAGAGGCAGCGGGUAGCCUACGAGACAUGCCGGAGGAUCUAUAACAUGGAAAUGGCCCGGAAGAUCAGCUUCCUCAUGCGGAAGAAUCGGGUGGACCCUUGGCUUGGUUGCUAGGCUGGGAGACUUGUGGGAAUGGAGCUUUCUAUAGCUUUGGCCUCCGACCACUGGAGGGCGCUCUGAGCAGAGUCGAGUUGGCGGAGGAGACUGAGCCCCCUUCUACCACUUCACUGGGAUCUCUGUAGGACUGGCAGUUCCCUUUUAUGGAUCCAAAGUAUUGGCAGAUGUCAAUAAAAUAUUAACAUGCUGACUUA